GCCACAAGCUGAGCUACUAGAAAGCUGACUCAUCCCACUCAUGGAUGAAUGAAGAAGAGAAAAGCUUGACUGUCCAAUUGGCCAAAGUGUCCCCAAGGCAGAAGUAAUGGUCAAGUCAAAUAGGGGUUCAUCCUUAAGAGCAAUAAUACUCAAAUUUCCCCAUAUCCUAGAUUUGCCCCCUCAUUCAUUGAAUCUAGAUCCACAUGUCUUGUGUGAGCCUCGGAUGAAGCAAAAUAUCUUUGAACGCCUUGAGAUUUCCAUAGACUCCAAGGGCUAUAGAAAAGGCACUUACAAGCAGUCCAACAUGCAUUACAAAGAUGGUCAUUCAUUACAAAGUAAAAGCCUAGUACAUCACACUAAGUACAUCAACAUGGUAGCAUUCAAGUCCCUAGCAAAUCUAACUCCUAGAUCUCUCAAAGUAUGAUUGUUCAAUGAGUAGUUGCAUUCCUUUCCUUGGAGAAUCCCUUGAUUGCUAGAGCCAUAUAAAGUGCAAUGUGCUUGAGCUUUUGAUCUUCAAGGCUGCUAUUGGUUCUUGUCCUUCUAAGUUUGCCCCCCGGAUUUGGCAAUUGUGAAUGAUGGGAAAGAAAUGCUUGUAAUUGGAGAUCUCUUCAAUCCUCUAUUGGUCAAAACUCUCUCCAUGGAUGAAUAUUUCAAAAGGUGUCUCGACUGACAAAGAAUUGCACUUGACCAUGUAUGAAUCCAUAUUUUAAUUGUUGAAGGUAGAGAAUCAAACAAGAUUAUGGGAAUGCAAGACAAGAAAUAAACAUGGAUGCUAAACAAUAGAUGAAGGAUGAAGGAACAUAAAUAUGCUCUAAAGUGAUAAUGUGUGUGUGGUUGUAUCCUAAAGCAUACAUUUUUGGGAAUGCAAGAAAAGAAAUAAACAUGGAUGGGAAAU
This is a messenger RNA of Rubroshorea leprosula, 895 nucleotides long. The record is from the annotation of a GenBank genome assembly. Lineage: Eukaryota; Viridiplantae; Streptophyta; Magnoliopsida; Malvales; Dipterocarpaceae.